This is a messenger RNA of Syzygium oleosum, 1973 nucleotides long. RefSeq names its product scopoletin glucosyltransferase-like. NCBI's taxonomy places the organism in Eukaryota, Viridiplantae, Streptophyta, Magnoliopsida, Myrtales, Myrtaceae. The transcript has a single exon. The coding region runs from base 240 to 1697 and encodes 485 amino acids. The record is from RefSeq and is a predicted model, not a curated record. Gene Ontology annotation, molecular function: UDP-glycosyltransferase activity.
UAUUCCCCUCAUCUUUCUGGUCACCGUAUAAAAUAUAUUUGACUAGGAGAAAUCAAAAUUGUCUUUCUCUCGUCGCCCUUUUCUGCAUUGCCAAUCCCUUCCUUAUAUAUAUGCCCCAGGUUUAAAUUCUUUAAACAAACCUCAGCUUUCAAAAGUCAACAGCAUCAAUCUUCCUCGUUCUUCACCGCCAUCAUUCCUGAAAACGUUCCUGUACCAGAAAAUUCUCCUGAGAGGCCAAAAUGGGUAGCGAAAGCCAUCAGCUUCACGUUCUCUUCUUCCCUUUCAUGGCUCGGGGCCACAUGAUCCCAAUGAUCGACAUGGCUAAAAUGUUUGCCAUGAGAGGCUGCAAGUCCACGCUCAUCGCCAUGUCCAAGGAUGAGACCACCUUCUUGAAAUCCGUCGCGAAACCCAAGGAUUUGGGCUUCGAAAUCGAUGUCGUCACGGUGACAUUGCCCCUGAAAGAGGUCGGCUUGCCAGAAGACUGUGACAAUAUAAACAAGGCCACUAUGAUGGAUAUGCGCAAGCAAUUCGUGAGUGCCCUCACGAUGCUGGACCGACAGCUCGAGUUGCUGAUAGAGAAACUUGCCCCCGAUUGUCUAAUCUCGGACAUGUUCUACCCCUGGACAACCGAGAUCGCGGCCAAGUGCGGCAUUCCUAGGCUCGUUUUCCAUGGGACAAGUGCCUUCUCCAUGGCAGGCACAGAAUGCGUGAGGCUCUAUGAACCUCACAAGACGGUGUCCUGCGAUUCAGAGCCCUUCGUCAUCCCCAACUUCCCUGGAGAAAUUACACUGUCCAAGAUGCAGUUGCCAGACUUUGUAAGGGAAGAGACCGAGUUCACCAAGUUCUACAAUGUGGUGAAGGAAUCGGAGAAGAGGAGCUUCGGAGUCGUCAUGAAUAGCUUCUACGAGCUCGAGCCGGAUUACGCUGACCAUUACAGGACAUUCCUCGGGAGACGAUCCUGGUUUGUCGGCCCGUUCUCACUGUGCAAUAAGGAGAUUGAGGACAAAGCACACAGGGGCAACCAAGCAUCCAUUGACCAGCACGAGUGCCUCCAGUGGCUUGACUCGAAGCAACCCAACUCAGUAAUCUACAUUUGCUUUGGAACCAUGGCGGAUUUCAACGCUGCUCAGCUCCAUGAGAUCGCUGUCGGACUGGAAGCAUCAGGGCAACAGUUCAUUUGGGUGGUGAAGAAGGACCCGAAUGUGGAAGAAGGCAAAGAAGAGUGGCUGCCUGACGGGUACGAAUCAAGAAUCCGAAACAAGGGCCUCAUCAUAAGGGGCUGGGCUCCUCAGGUGCUGAUUCUCGAUCACGAGGCAAUCGGGGGAUUCGUGACGCAUUGCGGGUGGAACUCAACCCUGGAGGCGGUCACGGCCGGCGUGCCGAUGGUGACGUGGCCGGUCGCAGCAGAGCAAUUCUACAACGAGAAGCUCGUGACCCAAGUGCUCAAGAUCGGGGUCGACAUCGGGGUGAAGCAGUGGGUGAGCAAGUUCGGCGAUAGCGUGAAGAGCGAGAGAGUGGAAGAGGCGGUGAAGAGAAUUUUGGUGGGUGAGGAAGCAGAGGAAAUGAGAAGGAGAGCGAAAGCGCUUGCAGAGAUGGCGAGAGGGGCUGUGGAAGAAGGUGGGUCUUCUUGGUCUGAUUUGGGUGCUCUGAUUAAAGAGCUCAGACUGCACAGAUUGGCUCACAAUAAGAAGAUCUGAUUCAUGACCUGGAACAAUCAAUCUUGAAUUUUUGCUUCAAGAGAAUAAAACUGAAAAAAUAGAAAUCUUCUAUUCUCAGUUUAUGCUGUGGUUUAGCAGUAGAGAAAAAAGCUGGAUUUGCAGUUUCUUUUCAUGGGAUUUAUUUUCGGAAUGUUGUGAUCAUUCAAUGUGUAGGAUGUGAGUUAACUUCUUUUGAGGUAAUAGGCAAAGUAUACACGAUCUUGAAUUCUUUUGUGCCGAAGAAAUUGAAGUUAAGUCUCAUAGUUGCAAUUUCAA